AGGCGCGAGCCGAGAAAGGAUCCUGUAGUCUCCAGUGCGGCAGUGUGUCCACAUGGCGCUGUGGCGCGGCUCUGCGUGCGCCGGCUUCCUGGCGCUGGCCGUGGGCUGCGUGUUUCUGCUGGAGCCGGAGCUGCCGGGCACAGCGCUACGCUCGCUCUGGAGCUCGCUGAGGCUGGGGCCCGCGCCAGUGCCCCCGGGAUCUCUGUCCCCAGAGAGCCGGCUGGCGGCCGCUUGGGAUGCCCUCAUCGUGCAGCCCGCCCGGCGCUGGCGCCGCGUGGCUGUGGGAGUCAAUGCCUGUGUGGAUGUGGUCAUCUCUGGCGUGAAGCUCCUUCAGGCACUCGGCCUAAGUCCUGGGAGUGGAAGAGACCAUGCUGUUCUACACUCAAGAAGUGAUCUGGAAGAAGCCUUUGUCCACUUCAUGGGGAAGGGAGCUGCUGCUGAACGCUUCUUCAGUGAUAAAGAGACCUUUCAUGACAUUGCCCAGGCUGCGUCUGAGUUCCCAGGAGCCCAGCACUAUGUAGGAGGAAAUGCCGCUUUAAUUGGACAGAAGUUUGCUGCCAACCCAGACUUAAAGGUUCUUCUUUGUGGUCCAAUUGGCCCAAAGCUACAUGAACUUCUUGAUGACAAUGUGUUUGUUCCGCCAGAGUCACUGCAGGAAGAGGAUGAGUUCCACCUUAUUUUAGAGUACCUGGCAGGGGAGGAGUGGGGCCCGUUUAAAGCUCCCCAGGCCAACCGGUUCAUCUUCUCUCACGACCUCUCCAACGGGGCCAUGAAUAUGCUGGAGGUGUUUGUGUCUAGCCUGGAGGAGUUCCAGCCUGACCUGGUGGUCCUUUCUGGAUUGCACAUGAUGGAGGGACAAAGCAAGGAGCUCCAGAGGAAGAGGCUCUUGGAGGUUGUGACCUCCAUCUCUGACAUCCCUACUGGUAUUCCAGUUCACCUAGAGCUGGCCAGUAUGACCAACAGGGAGCUCAUGAGCAGUAUUGUGCAUCAGGUCUUUCCCGCAGUGGCUUCUCUUGGGCUGAAUGAACAGGAGCUGCUGUUUCUCAGCCAGUCAGCAUCUGGACCCCAUGCUUCUCUCUCCUCCUGGGACGGCAUUCCUGAUGUGGGCAUAGUCAGUGAUAUCCUCUUCUGGAUCUUGAAAGAACAUGGAAGGAGCAAAAGCAGAUCCUCGGAUCUCACCAGGAUCCAUUUCCACACGCUGGUCUACCACAUUCUGGCAACCGUGGACGGACACUGGGCCAACCAGCUUGCAGCUGUAGCUGCAGGAGCUCGUGUAGCUGGGACACAAGCCUGUGCCACGGAAACCAUAGACGCCAACCGAGUAUCUCUGAGCGCACCUCAGGAGUUUAUGACAUCCCGUCUGGAGCCCGGCUCCAGGAUUGUAUUAAACCCAAAUAAGCCAGUGGUGGAGUGGCACAGGGAGGGGAUCACUUUCCACUUCACACCUGUGUUGGUGUGUAAAGACCCUGUUCGAACUGUAGGCCUUGGUGAUGCCAUUUCUGCUGAAGGCCUCUUCUAUUCAGAAGCAUACCCUGAUUAGGAAUGCUGUAGACGGUUAUAUGAGGAAGGAAAGCCACCCAUCUUAAGAAUUCCAGGACGAACAUAGCUUGGGAAAUAGGCUUGUGGGUGUCAGAACAGUUCCUAGAUCUAAUUGGAAGGCAGCCAAAGAAAUGACAGCAGAUUAAACUGCACAGAUACAUUCCAGCCUGCGGGCAGCAUAAAAUCACUUCAGGUAAUCGAAACGUAGCUAUCUACUAACGAGACUGGAUUUUUGUUUUUUGUGUGUGCUACAAAGGUUAAGAACACCUC
Messenger RNA from Rattus rattus (black rat), 1809 nucleotides. It is a transcript of the gene Adpgk, whose product is annotated as ADP dependent glucokinase. The coding region runs from base 53 to 1540 and encodes 495 amino acids. The transcript has 7 exons. Gene Ontology annotation, biological process: glucose metabolic process. Gene Ontology annotation, cellular component: endoplasmic reticulum. NCBI's taxonomy places the organism in Eukaryota, Metazoa, Chordata, Mammalia, Rodentia, Muridae. The record is from RefSeq and is a predicted model, not a curated record. Gene Ontology annotation, molecular function: ADP-specific glucokinase activity.